CUUUUGCCAAAAUGAAUAUUGAUAUUUAUGUUAAUAUGCUAAUCCUAUGAAGCUUGAUUAAAAUGCAGAUAUGUGAUAUGGUUGCAGUGGCAAAAGUAAUGAAUGCCACACUUGUUCUUCCUUCCCUUGAUCAUGAUUCAUUCUGGACUGAUCCAAGUGACUUUAAAGAUAUUUUUGAUUGGAGGCACUUCAUGAAAGUUUUGAAAGACGACAUUGACAUAGUUGAGUAUUUGCCGGUUAAGUAUGCAUCUGUCAAGCCACUUCUCAAGGCCCCAGUUUCUUGGUCAAAGGCUAGUUACUACAGAGGAGAGAUUCUACCACUGUUGAAGCGACACAAGGUCAUACAGUUUACUCACACGGAUUCUAGACUUGCCAACAAUGGCAUUGCUUCCUCAAUUCAGAGGCUUCGAUGCCGUGCCAAUUACGAAGCUCUCAGGUACACAACAGAGAUUGAAGAGCUAGGAAGGACACUAGUGAACAGGCUAAGAACCAAUAACGAACGAUAUAUUGCCCUUCAUUUAAGAUAUGAGAAAGACAUGCUAGCUUUCACUGGCUGCAGCCACAAUCUAACAGCAGAGGAAGCAGAGGAACUAAGGGUUAUGAGAUAUGAAGUGAAGCAUUGGAAGGAAAAAGAGAUUGAUAGUGUGGAGAAAAGAUUGCUUGGUGGAUGCCCUAUGUCACCAAGAGAGGCAGCCGUUUUCUUGAAGGCAAUGGGGUACCCUUCAUCGACGACAAUCUACAUUGUCGCCGGGCCUAUAUAUGGUAGCAAUAGCAUGGCGGCAUUUAGGGCAGAGUACCCUAAUGUCUUCACUCACUCUACUCUUGCAACUGAGGAGGAGCUGGAGCCUUUCAAGCCAUACCAGAACCGGCUCGCUGCCUUGGAUUAUAUCGUGGCAUUGGAGAGUGAUGUGUUUGUUUAUACUUAUGAUGGAAACAUGGCAAAGGCUGUGCAGGGCCAUAGGAGGUUUGAAGGAUUCAGGAAAACUAUCAAUCCUGACAGAUUGAAUUUUGUGAGACUGAUUGAUCAAUUGGAUGAAGGUUCCAUGGAAUGGGAAGCAUUUUCUUCUGAGGUGAUGAACUUGCAUUCUAAUAGGCUAGGUGCUCCUUAUCUUAGACAGGUAGGCGAGUCGCCAAGAAUCGAGGAGAAUUUCUUCGCGAAUCCCUUCCCCGGUUGUGUAUGUAACAAGUCUCAGGAGAUGAUCACAGCACUGAAACUUGAUCAUCGAAUCGGCCUCGACUCGCAAAGAUAGUACACUGGAUUUUUUGAUACGUAGUUAAAAUUGGUUGGGGUUCUUCACAAUGUGUAUUAUGUUAAAAAUGGCACUGUAUUUAAGAAAAGGUUAAAAAAAGGAAAAAGCUCAUUCAUGUUGUUAUGGUGGGAAUGUUGCUUCUUCCUUUGUUUCAAGCCAAGUUUGAUGUGGCUGCUGAAGAAUCUAAAGGGACAUUUGUGUUAGGGUUCUUCUCAUUUCACUAAAAGGUAUGAGUUUCCGUUUUAGGGAAGGAACAGAUAGAAGGUUUUUUGUGUAUAAUCAAUACAAGGCAUAGAUUAAGAUUAUAGUGGGAGAUUGGCAUUUAUGACGAAAUUACCCUCGUGGAAGUGGAGGGGAUUAUAAUGUAUUCAUUGAUUUUUUUUGAGAAAAACAAUCUCCAAAUGGAGCAUAUAGUUACAAUUCUUCAAGGAUGUAACAUUUGAAACAUAGAAAAUUUUUUUCCCAUUGAAGUGUUUUGUGUAUUAUUUAUAUUGUUUUGCAACAAUCUGCCUUUGGGUGCAGUAAAGAAUGUACAAAUACUUGUAAUUA
This is a messenger RNA of Arachis ipaensis, 1799 nucleotides long. The record is from RefSeq and is a predicted model, not a curated record. NCBI's taxonomy places the organism in Eukaryota, Viridiplantae, Streptophyta, Magnoliopsida, Fabales, Fabaceae.